CCUGCAAGGCUACUGUACCAACAAAGUUCUAUCGACCUACCUAUUUGUCCUAGUUGCCAUAAUGAAGUCCAUUCUUGUCCUUCUCCCUAUUAUCACGCUCGCCGUGGCCCAAAACCUUGACUCAUGCACCGGGAACGUGAAAUGCUGCGCGGGAGUAACACCAUACUCCGAAUUGCCAGAGGACAUUCUAGCCGAAUAUGGAGUGCGCCCUAAUCCUAACGCCAAUAUCUGUGGCAAUGGCACUGCGGUAGAGGAUCAGUUCGAUGCUGAUAUCUGUGAGUCUGUGGACCACAAACUUCAGUGCUGUGACCCACGCCAGCCGGAUGUUGAGCUGAACGAGGACUUGACAUUUGAAUGCUACAAUAUCUAAAGCACUCCCAUGGAUGCCAUCGACCAAAAAUCUGGAAGCGAGAGUAACUUCUAUAGGCGGUCCCAGGAAAUAGUCCCUUACUUUAGAUAGACACGCCUCGAGAGGCAGAAGAUCACCGAUAUAAGGUUAUGAAAUCUUACCCUACCAGUACAAUAUAGCCUAGCCUGCUGCACAAUCAAUGACCUGAACAGUGGGAUCUUUCCCGCCGUGCUAAACCAAGGUUUCACCAUGAGAAUACCAUAACGCCAUUUCAUCUUAGGUC
This is a messenger RNA of Aspergillus novofumigatus IBT 16806, 632 nucleotides long. RefSeq lists its product as uncharacterized. The record is from RefSeq and is a predicted model, not a curated record. The transcript is spliced from 3 exons. The coding region runs from base 62 to 370 and encodes 102 amino acids. NCBI's taxonomy places the organism in Eukaryota, Fungi, Ascomycota, Eurotiomycetes, Eurotiales, Aspergillaceae.